UUUGCGAAGAAGAGGUACGUCGGCGCGGCUAUCAAAUUGGACACCGCAUUCGAACUCAGCGUCGCGUCGCGUCGUGUGCUCGAUUCGGUGGGAAAACGGUUUUCAUUUUUCGUAGCGCGAAUUACUCGUAAUUGCACGUAGCCUACCCGUUUGAGCAUUCUCGAGAAAUUAUUGGCCGAGACUACGCUCGAGUCGUGUACCUACGGUGUAGGUAUAUAGGUAUAGGUAUCGGUAAGUAUUUCUCGCUUAGCUGGCCUCGGUUUUCUUCGAUUUAGCAUACUUAAACGUAUACGCUGGCGGCGCGGCGCGGUACGCUAUCGUGAUAGAAGCAGUGUUACCCAUAGAUAGGUGAUCGAGUGCCUUCGCUUAUACGAGUUACGAGCAUCAUUUUAUACCUACGAGUAACGAGUAACGAGUAACGGGUAACGAGUACGUGAGUGGUGUGCGAAAGCCAAGACGGGUCGAGAAGCGACGCUUGCGUAUUACGCACCAGCACUACGCUGUAAGUACGAGUACGCGUACGAGUACGAGAACGAGAAAGAAAUAGGGCAGGUGCGAAUUGCGAAAUCUUAAGGAUAAAAUGAAAGCGUUAAAGUGACAACGGUGGACGGCGCGACGCGACGCGACUUUGGUGUCGCAGGUUUUGGCACUCGUCGUAGGUCUCGCCUCUCGGGCUCAAUUUGGUCGCGUGCUCGACGUAAUUAUUACGCUUACGCUUUCGAUCUCGCACGGUAAGUGGCCUAGUGAUAAGUUCGUAAUAUACUCGUACAUUUAACACCAUGAUGCGAUAGUACGAUACUCGUAGAAAGGCAAUGCGCUGCGGUACACUUACACUAGGUAUGUACCUACUCGUCUAUAGGUGUCGGUUUUUUAGGUACACUUCACCUGCACCUUCACCUCCACCACCACCUCCACCUCCACCUAUGAGAACAGAUUACAACGAUGCCACACUAGACCUAUAUACCUGUAUUGGUGAAGAAGCUGGUUAGACCGCAGGUUAUGAAGACGACGACGACGACGACGACGGCCGCCGCCGCCACAUCGAUAGUCGCGAAAUACUCGUACAAGUACCUAUGACGGCGAAAGCUACAAAUCAGGAGGGUUGAUCGUGAGUCGCAAAUCGCUCAUCGCACAUCGGAUAACUACCAUGGCAUUGGCUGAUGAUAGCUCGCCGAAUACCAAGAUUACGAUAGCGGUUGCAGUCGCGACUACCUUUAUAAUAUGCGUACACGCCAACGCCAACGCCAGCCAGCCUGGUACGAGCACGUCGAGGGCGGCGGCGGCAGCGGCGACGAGUGGCUGUCCUACUCCUUCUCUUACGCUUAACGGCCAUCCAGUUGUGGCGAGACGCAAUUCCAGCCCGGAUUACAGCACACUCGGCGAAAUCAAAUUUACCGCUCGAAUGUCAUCGCCGUUCGUAGGCGCCAAAUUGCAGCAUCGUGUAUGCAAAAUAAAGUGCGUCGCCGGAGAAUGGGUUGGCCCGCUUUGCAAAAUAGAGCAAAAUAACGAAGACGAUGGACGUUUUCAUCCGAUACUGCGUAGCUGCAAACUGCAUUUGGACGGCACAAAUCUCGCGCUCAUAUAUGACGGAGCUUUACUGCAACGAUGGAACGGCCAUGUACCGGACAGAAGCAAAGUUACGAUACGUUGUGACGGAGCUCCCGGUCUUUACAAAUUGCACGGAACAUCGAAUCUGCAAUGUUUAGACGGAGAUUGGGACCGUGAAAUACCACGUUGCCUUCCCACCACCUCCAUCUCCGCAUAUUCACAACAUUCGCCCCCGACUAUUCGCGUGAAAUUAGCUUUCGGCGAUUCGGCGAUCGAUUACCGAAAUAAUCACGUAGUCAUUUAUCCCGGCUCCAUUGUCCAUCUCGAAUGUCUAUUUCGAAGACGCUACGGAGACGACGUUCGGUGGUCCAGGACGACUUCGACGACGAUCGCACAGACCAAGACUAUGCAGCAGCAGCAGCAGCAGCAGCAACGGGAUCAUUUGACCGGUUGGUCGAUUGCGGCUGACGAAAGAGAAUGGAUUUAUCGAAUGUCGCUGUACUACGUGAAAAGCGAACACGAUUCUGGAAAUUACACCUGCAUUACACCCACUAACCAGAAUAAUACUGUCACUCUACGAGUUGAAGCGAUACAGUGCGAAAAAAGAAGCGCAGAUGAAAACAGACGCAACAUUACGAUUUCGAACUGGAAAGCGCGAGGAAAUCACGUUGGGCAAACGGUGGAAUACGCUUGCGCGCACGGAUUCACGCUGGUCGGUUCGAAUCGUUCGACGUGUUUAGCCGACGGUAAAUGGUCUUCGAAUGUUCCAUUUUGCGAACCGAUAGUAUGCGCUUCAGGGUCCAUCGCAGACGUGCAUUUGAUCGCCUCCGGAACCAACAACACCUACGGAUCGAGCAUCGGUUUUCGAUGCGCUUGGGGCUACGCUCUGAAAGGAGCCAACGAAAUUCGUUGCAAAAUCGACGGCCAAUGGUCUUCGCCCGUUCCGAAAUGCGUCGACAUUUUGUGCGCGCCUCCUUCGAUACCGGCCAACGGAUAUCUAUUGGAAAAAAGCGACGACGCGAACGCAAAUUAUCGAGUCGGCACCGUAAUACAAUUCGCGUGCGAAAAACCGUAUCGUAUAACCGGAGAAGAAUCUAUCAUUUGCGAAGAAAAUGGCGUGUGGUCCAGCGCGUCGCCCGACUGUAGAAUGGUGUGCGAGCAUCCGGGUGAGCCGGCCAACGGGCGCCUAGCACCGUCAAAAUUUUGGUACGAAACCGGAGAUGGUGUGAGAGUUAUCUGCGACGCCGGAUACGCCGUGAUCGAGUCCGAGGCGCUGCGCCGCCUAUCUUGCACCGCACACGGUACAUGGUCGACGGAGAUUCCGCGUUGCGUCAAUUCUACUCGAAUUAUCGAAACAACCGACCCGACGAACGGAUCGCUCACGCUCACGCCCACGCCUGCGAAUCCAAGUACGAGUAGAGGUGAGCGAUGACCGGCGCGGCGCGGCGCGGCGCGGCGAUCGGCCAAAGUAUCGCCAAAUUACUCGUACGUAAUUCUCCUCAACUGUCCCGACCCGAGCUCGCUGAAAGGGCUCAAAUUCUUGAGAAACGAACGAAUUCAUUUCGGAUACACGUACGUGUAGGUACCAUACUCGGAGCCGGCGCGGCGCGGCGCGGCGUUCCAACUUUUCAAGCAUUAGUUAAUUUCUUAAACCAUCGUAAUUUAGGUAGGUAUGUAGGUACCGGUAGUAUGUAGUAGAUUGCGCGUAAUUUGUUAAAGCAGCGCAGCGCAACGAGAAAAAACCAUAAACGAAUCCUACGUAGGCUUACCUACCUUUUUGUUCCUCCUAAAUACAAAUACGUAGGUACAUCAAUGUUUACCUGUUAGGUACGAGUAAUCGUAGAAUAAAAACGAUACAAUAGUCGAA
Messenger RNA from Planococcus citri (citrus mealybug), 3415 nucleotides. It is a transcript of the gene hig, whose product is annotated as hikaru genki. Bases 1148 to 2980 code for a protein of 610 amino acids. The record is from RefSeq and is a predicted model, not a curated record. Gene Ontology annotation, biological process: negative regulation of complement activation, classical pathway. The transcript is spliced from 10 exons. Lineage: Eukaryota; Metazoa; Arthropoda; Insecta; Hemiptera; Pseudococcidae.